Molecule: messenger RNA, 1785 nt
Organism: Arabidopsis thaliana (thale cress)
Lineage: Eukaryota; Viridiplantae; Streptophyta; Magnoliopsida; Brassicales; Brassicaceae
Gene: ANNAT4
Product: annexin 4
Exons: 5
Coding region: 560-1468 (302 amino acids)
Biological process (GO): response to water deprivation; response to salt stress; response to heat
Molecular function (GO): calcium ion binding; calcium-dependent phospholipid binding
Source: RefSeq, marked reviewed
UCUGUGUUCAAGAACCUCCGUUUUGGAUUAUAGAUAUGAAUGAUGACACUUAAGUACAACUUUUAUAGUGGUCAAACUUAAUAAAUUCCACUUAAGACAAAGAAAAACAGUAAGUGUUAAUUUGUCUUGAACUUACUGAAGUAUGUAAAUUCCGUUUGCGUAAAACAGUUGUUAACAUAUGCAAUUAAUUGCGUGGGCGUUACUCCUUGUUACAACAAUGCCCCUAGCAUUUGUCUUAAAUCUUGUAUUGAAUACCUAAAACACCCUUCUCUUCUCCCAUAAACCACAACAUUACCCUUAAUCAUCAUAUAAAACGUCUUGUCCCUCUUCCAUAGAUUUCCACAGAAACCAAACCAAGAGCCGGAAAUCAAAAACAGUAAUAAAAGAUCAACUGCAAGAAAAUGGCUCUUCCUCUCGAGCUCGAAAGCCUCACUGAAGCCAUCUCAGCUGGUAAUUGUAAUAUUUAAUUCUUGAUUUUAUUAUGGUUCUUGGAAGAUACAAAGAAUGAUUUGGAUUUGAGAUUGAAAAUCUAAAAAAUGUAUGUUUGUUGUUUAUAGGGAUGGGAAUGGGAGUUGAUGAGAAUGCAUUGAUAAGCACACUGGGGAAAUCGCAAAAGGAACAUAGAAAAUUGUUUAGGAAAGCAAGCAAAAGUUUCUUUGUUGAAGAUGAGGAAAGAGCUUUUGAGAAAUGUCAUGAUCACUUCGUCAGACACCUCAAGCUUGAGUUCUCCCGCUUCAAUACUGCGGUGGUGAUGUGGGCAAUGCAUCCAUGGGAGAGAGAUGCAAGGUUGGUGAAGAAAGCUUUGAAGAAAGGAGAAGAAGCUUACAACCUCAUCGUUGAGGUCUCAUGCACACGCUCUGCUGAGGAUCUCCUCGGUGCACGUAAAGCUUACCACUCUCUCUUCGACCAAUCAAUGGAAGAAGACAUUGCCUCUCACGUCCACGGUCCUCAGCGCAAGUUGCUUGUGGGGCUCGUGAGUGCUUAUAGAUACGAAGGAAAUAAGGUGAAGGAUGAUUCUGCCAAAUCCGAUGCUAAGAUUCUAGCCGAAGCAGUGGCUUCUUCAGGCGAAGAAGCCGUGGAGAAGGAUGAGGUUGUUAGGAUUUUGACCACAAGAAGCAAACUUCAUCUCCAACAUCUCUACAAACACUUUAACGAAAUCAAAGGCUCUGAUCUUCUUGGGGGUGUAUCUAAGUCUUCUCUUCUCAAUGAAGCAUUGAUUUGUUUGCUCAAACCGGCUCUGUAUUUCAGCAAGAUUUUGGAUGCGUCUCUGAACAAAGACGCAGACAAGACUACCAAGAAAUGGUUGACAAGAGUGUUCGUUACAAGAGCAGAUCAUAGUGAUGAGAUGAAUGAGAUCAAAGAAGAGUACAAUAACCUUUAUGGUGAGACUUUGGCUCAAAGAAUCCAAGAGAAGAUAAAAGGGAACUACAGAGAUUUCUUGCUCACACUUCUCUCCAAAUCCGAUUGAUUUCGUGUUGAGAAACCUAUUACCAAUACUUUUGGUUAUUGAAGAUUUAUGAUUUCCCUUUUUAUGGUUUUAUGUUUCUAAUUCCUAAAUUUGCGUUUUCUCUACCGUUUGGUAAUAAAGACAUGAAAAUUUGAUGAACUCGGUGAAUCGAGAGUAAGAGUUUUGCGAUUGUGACAAUGAGUGAUUAAUACAAGGAUUAAGCUCCAAUAAAAAAAUGUUGCAUAAAUCAGAAAUGAAACUUGUAACUCUUCUUUUCUUUAUGUGAAACUUGUAACUCUAUUUGAAAGAUUCUAUGUGACCACUAAACCGAAUUACGG